GCUAUUGCGUAGCUAUGACCAACAUAUUUCAUUAUUUCAAUAAUAUCGGUGUUUAUCCCAAGUGUUUGCCUUCGACAAACAUCAUUCUAGCAUUUCAGACUGCGUGCAUAAUUAAUAUGACUCACUGUGUCGAAAAUCUGGAAUUGUGUUUAGACAUCAACUUGCUCCGAAAUUUUCCAGUGCAACAACGAUAUGUGUGUUGAUUCAAAGCUUUUGCUCUUUCCAAAGAAGGACAAAAAAUUUGUUGCGAUGUUCCUGAAAUCAGUAUAAUGAAAUGUACAAAGUAUUUAAGAUUAUUUUUGCUGCUGGCAGCAGAAGUUAAAAAAUGCCAAAUUUUGUUCCUAAUAUCUUAUGUGAUACUUAGUUUGAGUGUUAAUUUCUGCCAUGGAAAGAUCGCGCGGCUGCAAAAGGAGCGGGCCACAAAAGGAAAAAUAUGCAUUGGAACUUUUGGGCGCAUGUCCGUACCUUCAAACAGAGAGCACCAUUACCAGAACCUCAGAGAUCGCUACAUGAACUGCACUUAUGUCGACGGAAACCUGGAAUUGACCUGGUUGGAAGAUGAAAAUUUAGACUUGAAUUUUCUUGAAGAAAUUCGUGAAGUUACGGGCUAUGUGUUGAUUUCUCAUGUUAAUGUCAAAAGAAUAAUUUUACCAAACCUUAUGAUAAUUCGUGGACGCAACCUGUUCAAAUUAAAUGUGAGAAAUGAGAAAUUCAGCCUGAUUGUAACUCUUAGUAAAAUGGAAAGUUUGGAACUGCCUUCUCUUAGAGAUAUCCUGGCUGGAAGUGUUGGCUUUUAUAAUAAUUACAAUUUGUGCCAUAUUCGUACCAUUAACUGGGUUGAAAUACUAAGUAGAGCUGAUGCAAAACCUGUCUACGUAUAUAAUUUCACAGAACCUGAACGAGAAUGUCCUGCAUGUGAUGCAUCUUGUGAAAAGGGAUGCUGGGGGCAGGGACCCAACAACUGCCAGCGAUUUUCGAAAAUCAAUUGUUCCCCUCAGUGCCAUCAGGGGCGCUGCUUCGGCCCCAAUCCUCGGGAAUGCUGCCAUCUUUUUUGCGCUGGAGGAUGUACCGGACCCACUCAAGCAGAAUGUUUGGCUUGUCGAAAUUUUUAUGACAGUGGCGUUUGCAAGCAGGAAUGUCCCCCAAUGAUGCGAUAUAAUCCAGCCAAAUAUUCUUUGGAAGUAAAUCCGGAUGGGAAAUAUGCUUACGGAGCAACUUGUGUAAAAAAGUGUCCAGACCAUCUGUUACGUGACAGCGGAGCCUGUGUUCGGUCUUGUCCCAUGAAUAAGAAAGCUGAAAAUCAAGAAUGUGUUCCAUGCGAUGGACCAUGUCCUAAAAAUUGUGAAGGCGUUGAGGUGGUACAUGCUGAUAACAUAGACUCUUUCAAAGGCUGCACUGUCAUUGAAGGUUCCAUCACCAUUUUGGAGAGCAGUUUUAUUGGAUAUCAAGAAGUCUAUCCAAAUUUUACUUUUGGACCACGGUAUGCACCCAUGCAUCCGAGAAAGCUUGAAGUCUUCAGUACGUUGAAGCAAGUCACUGGUUAUAUAAGCAUACAGGCGUCACACAUCGACUUCAAAAAUCUGAAAUUUCUUCGAAAUCUGGAAAUUAUUGGUGGCCGCCAACUUACUGAAUAUUUCGCUGCUCUGUAUAUUGUGAAGACAUCUCUGGAAUCGUUGAACAUGAGGUCUCUGAAGAGUGUCAGUUCUGGCAGCAUCGCCAUCCUGGAGAAUGAGAAUCUCUGCUUUGCCAAAACUGUGAACUGGACGACGGUGAUGAAAUCCAAUUCGCAUAGCAUCCUCCUCCAGAGUAAUAGAAAUCAAACCCUAUGUGAAGCUGCAAACUUGAAGUGUCACCCCCAGUGUUCCAGUGACGGUUGUUGGGGCUCUGCUGCAAAUGAGUGUUUAUCGUGCAAGUCUUACAAGUUACACGACGAAUGCGUUAGAACGUGCAAUAUUUUAGAGGGAAUUUAUGAUGCUGGCAACAAGAUCUGUGAAUAUUGUCAUGAGGAGUGCUUAGGGCAGUGUUCAGGACCUACAAAUGCAAACUGCUCAGUAUGUAAAAAUGUCCAAGAUGGUCCAUAUUGUGUGAAUAAAUGCCCCGAAACUAAAUACAACAAUGGAGGAGUGUGUCAGCAUUGUCAUGAGAACUGCGUGGGCGGUUGCUUUGGACCUGAAAACAACAUCAGCCCUAAAGGUUGUAAGAGCUGUGAAAAAGCAAUAGUCAGUGCUUUGGAUCCAAAUAUUGUUGAAGCGUGUCUUAAAGCUGAAGAUCCAUGUCCAGAAGGGUUUUACUUGGAAUACAUUGGUCCCGAAGAAGAAGGAACUCUCCGCUCUUUGACAGGAAAAUCUGUUUGUCGUAAGUGUCAUCAACAGUGCCGAAAUUGUACUGCUUACGGGAUUCAUUUCUCCGUAUGCAAGUGCUUACACUAUAUGUCAGGAGAACAAUGCGAAGAAAGCUGUCCCAGAGACCACUAUGCUGACGAGAAAAACCAGAUGUGCUUGAGGUGUGAAGAGGAGUGUCGGGGCUGCACUGGACCAGCGACAACAGACUGUAUCGCUUGCCGAAACUUUAGGGUGUAUGAAAAUGAGCAUAACAAAACAAUGUUUAAUUGUACAGCAUCUUGUCCUGCUGAUAAGCUAUACAAGAUUUUUGUGGACAGUGUGCAGGAUCCUUACUGUUCAUCUGAAGAUGCAAAUGCUGUUGCAUUGCAUGGAAACAGUGAAGAAGACAAUAUUCCCGCAAUUCUGGGAGGUGUAAUGGGAUGCUUCGUUAUCCUUGGAAUAUUUUUUGCUGUUUUAAGCUACCAUCUGCUGGAGAGAGCUAGAACAAAGGAAAACACAGUGAAAAUGACAAUGAGAAUGAGUGGCUUUGAUGAUAACGAACCCUUGAAGCCAACUAACCUCAAGCCAAAUUUAGCCAAAUUAAGGAUUGUGAAAGAAGCAGAGCUUCGGCGUGGAGGUAUUCUUGGUUAUGGAGCUUUUGGAACUGUUUAUAAGGGUGUCUGGGUACCAGAAGAUGAAAAUGUCAAAAUUCCUGUUGCCAUUAAAGUGCUUAGAGAUGGAUCAUGCCCAAGCUCAAACAAGGACUUUUUAGAGGAAGCAUAUAUAAUGGCCAGUGUGGAUCACCCAAAUCUGUUGAAACUUCUUGCUGUUUGCAUGGCUUCUCAAUCAAUGCUGGUGACACAGUUGAUGCCUCUGGGCUGCUUGUUGGACUAUGUGCGCUCAAAUAAAGAUAAAAUAGGAUCCAAGCCUUUGUUGAGCUGGUCUGCUCAGAUUGCUAGGGGGAUGGCCCACUUGGAAGAGCGACGCAUGGUUCAUCGGGAUUUAGCUCUCAGAAAUGUUCUUCUUCAAACACCUGGUUGCAUCAAGAUUACUGAUUUUGGUUUAGCUAAGUUUUUGGAUGUCCAUGAAGAAUAUAAAGCUGCUGGCGGAAAGAUGCCUAUCAAGUGGUUGGCUCUAGAAUGCAUAGAACAUAGGGUAUUCACUCAUAAAACAGAUGUAUGGGCAUUUGGUGUGACCUUGUGGGAACUUUUUACACUAGGGGGACGACCCUAUGAAAACAUUCCAGCCCGAGAAGUGCCCGAAUUACUUAGCAAAGGAGAGAGGCUACCUCAACCUUCCAUCUCCACCAUCGACGUUUACAUGAUUAUGAUCAAGUGUUGGAUGCUUGAUGCUGAAUCUAGACCAUCGUUUAAGGAGCUAGCUCAAGAGUUUGCCAAGAUGGCUCGAGACCCCGGGCGAUACUUGGUGAUACCAGGAGACAAGCUGAUGAGGUUGCCCAGUUAUACUCCCAAAGAUCCGAAAGAGUUGUUGAGCUCCCUAAGUAUGCCCAUGGAUGGCCUUGAAAUGAUGGAUGCUGAGGAAUAUUUACAACCCAAGUUGGAUCAGUCUGAAACAGAUUCUAGGGAUCCCUCGACACCAGUAAAAGUAAAUCACUUUACGUGAUUUUUAAGUACGGUGUA
This is a messenger RNA of Uloborus diversus, 3961 nucleotides long. It is a transcript of the gene Egfr, whose product is annotated as epidermal growth factor receptor-like. Lineage: Eukaryota; Metazoa; Arthropoda; Arachnida; Araneae; Uloboridae. Bases 270 to 3944 code for a protein of 1224 amino acids. The record is from RefSeq and is a predicted model, not a curated record. Gene Ontology annotation, biological process: multicellular organism development; positive regulation of kinase activity; positive regulation of cell population proliferation. Gene Ontology annotation, cellular component: signaling receptor complex; basal plasma membrane. Gene Ontology annotation, molecular function: ATP binding; transmembrane receptor protein tyrosine kinase activity. The transcript is spliced from 25 exons.